AUGAAUAUAAACGGCAUAAUGAAUGAAUUUAAUAGCAAUGAUAAAAAAUGGUAUGAUGAAUUCCCGAAGGAAACGAAAGCUUGUAAACAUUCUUGCAGUGAAGUUGAUGUAAUUAAAUUAAAAGAAGAUGCCAAAAAACACUUGGAUGCUGAGACUGCAGCAUUUCAAACAAAAAAAUCAACCGUACGAGAUUCUGAGUAUAAUUGGUUAAAAACAGCCGUGACUAGUGGUACCAAUGCUGAUAAAAUAGGAGCGAGUAUUAUUUUUAUUCAAGAAAACCCUAAAUGUAAUCUUAGUCGAUUAGUAAAUCUAGUAUCACAAGUCAAAGGUUCUCGGCACAGUCAAAGCAAUUUGUUAAUUACAUCAUUACGAGAUCUUUUUCUAUCUGAUUUACUUCAUCCUCAAUACAAGCUUUUAAAAUUUGAAGAACAAAAUCUUGAUAAAGUUGUACCAUCAAAUGACUCUACAAUAAUUACUAGAGACGUUCAAACUAAAAAGUUACUUUCUUACUGGUAUUUUGAAGAUCAAUUGCGUGAACAAUAUGAAAAAUUUAUUUUAUCCUUAUCAGAAGUAGCGUCAGAUACUGUUGAUGUUAAUCGUGAAAAGGCUGUUUCUGUCAUGACUAAUUUAUUAAUUGGUAAUUCUGAACAAGAGCACCAACUUCUUUCAUUGUUGGUCAAUAAAAUAGGUGAUCCAAAAUCAAAAGUCGCGUCUAAAGUUAUUUUUUGCUUAAAUAAUCUUCUAUUAGAGCAUCCUAAUAUGAAGAUGGUAGUGUUGCGAGAGUUAGAAAAAUUAUUGUUUCGAAAAAAUAUUAGUCAAAAUGCACAAUAUUACGCGAUAAGUUUACUUACACAAUUUGUUUUAAAUCGUGAAGAUGCUGACACUGCAACAAAUUUAAUUGACGUAUAUUUUGCUUUUUUUAAAGCAUGCUUGAAAAAAGGUGAACCUGAUAGUAAAAUGAUGGCAGCUAUUUUAACUGGAGUUAAUCGUGCUUAUCGUUUUGCUAAUAAAGAAGCAAUCAAAAUAAACGAUCACAUUGAUUCUAUUUAUAAAGUUGUUCAUGUUGGUUCAUUUAACGUAUCUCUCAACGCGCUUAGUUUGCUCUAUCAAAUUGUUGAAAAUGAUGCUCAGCAAGAACGUAGAUUUUAUACUGCUCUGUAUGGUAAAUUAUUCGAUCCUCAAAUUGGUUCUGCUAAAAAAAAUGCAGUUUUUCUUCAACUUUUGUUUAAAGCGAUGAAAAAUGAUAAAAGCGUAACACGGCUUUAUGCUUUUGUCAAACGAAUUUUACAGAUUUGUUUAUAUUUUCCAGCUUCUUUGAUAUGUGCUACUUUGUGUAUUAUAUCACAAAUUUUACGGUCUAGAAAAGAUUUGAGGCAGAUUUUAUUUAAAAGUACAGUUGCAGUCAAAGCAGAAGAAAAAAUAAGUGAAGCUACAGAAAACAAUAAAGAAAAAGAAGUUGAGGAAGAAAUCAAAUCAGUAUCAAAAACUAAUAAAAAUAAAAAAUCUCAAGUUAAUAUUAUGUUACCGAAUGUUACUUUUGAUUCCACAAAUACUUCUGAGACCAAGGAAAAAACAGAAACAGAAAUUAAAAUUGAAGAAGAUACUACACUGAUUUAUGAUCCAUUUAAUGUUAAUCCAUUAAAAUCAGGAGCAAGUAAAUCCCCAAUAAUUGAACUCUUAGCUCUUUCAGAACAUUUUCAUCCUAGCGUGGCAUUAUUUAGUCGUAAUAUUAUUGAAGGAAAAACAAUAAAUUACUCUGGCGAUCCUUUAGAAGAUUUAACAUUGAUACGGUUUUUAAAUAGAUAUGUAUUCAAAAAUCCAAAAAAAUUAGAAGAAAAGAAAGUUACAAACAACGGCCCACUUGCAGUAAGGGCAAAAUAUACACCAAAAGGAAUACGAGCUAUUCCUGUCGAUAGUCAAGCAUAUCUUAAUGAAAAAGAAGAGCGCAUUCCUGUGGAUGAAUUAUUUUUGUAUCGCUAUUUGAAUAAGAAAAAUGAAAUUAAAAGUUUUGUUAAGAAAGAGAAAGAUGAUGAUGACACUGAAAAAUUCGCUGAAAUAUUAGAGCGACAAGGACAGUCUAAACAAAAACAAGGCAGUUCCAAUGUACUUAGCGAUCUGGAUGGGGCUAGUGUUAAACAAUUGGAUUGGGAGAUUAAAAGGAAUCAUAAAAUUUCUGGCAAGUUGGGUGGUAAAAAACGAUCAAAAUUUUCUAAAGCUGCGCCUGUGUCUCCACGAUCUUUGGUAAGGUAUAUUCAAUCUAAAUCAAUUACACCGCAAAUACAUCGUUGCGCGGCAUCCUUGUCUGCAUUCGAAAUUCAACAUAAGACACCAGCUAUUAAAAAAGUAAUGCCUAUACCUAAAGCUCAUUACGGUGGUCGUCAUACAGUUACAUUACUGCCUGGUGCUGGAAUCGGUCCUGAACUCAUGGGUUACGUCAAAGAGAUAUUCAGCUAUGCUGGAGUACCAGUUGACUUUGAAGACAUUGAUAUUGAUCCAAAUGCAGACAACAAUGAUGAUCUUGAGUAUGCCAUAACUUCGAUACGACGUAAUGGAGUAGCUUUGAAAGGUAAUAUUGAAACACGUAGCAGAGAAGUCGGAGUACUUUCUCGUAAUGUAGCCUUGCGUAAUGAACUUGAUCUAUACGUCAAUGUGCUUCAUUGUGUUUCUUAUCCGGGUGUCAAUUCUCGUCAAAAAAAUAUUGACAUUGUAAUUGUACGUCAAAACACUGAGGGAGAGUAUGCUAUGUUGGAACACGAAAGUGUCAGUGGGGUUGUUGAGAGUAUGAAAGUCAUUACCCGAUCUAAUUCGGAACGUUUAGCACGUUAUGCUUUUGAGUAUGCUAAACGUAAUGGUAGAAAAAAGAACUUUGGUGACCAAUACACCGUUUUUGAACCAGGUACUCGUAAUACUGGUGCUAAAAUUGCUGGAAAAAAUAUCGCUAACCCAAUAGCAAUGUUAAAUGCUGCUGUUGACAUGUUACGUCAUCUGGGUCAUAAACAUCAUGCCACCAUUAUUCAAAAUGCCAUUAAUAAAACUAUCAACUCUGGAAUUCAUACAGCUGAUCUUGGUGGUAAUGCAAACAGUCGAGAGGUUGUCGACAGUAUUAUGAAACACAUUAAAAUAGCAGUUAACUAA
Messenger RNA from Cotesia congregata, 3135 nucleotides. NCBI's taxonomy places the organism in Eukaryota, Metazoa, Arthropoda, Insecta, Hymenoptera, Braconidae. The record is from the annotation of a GenBank genome assembly.